Molecule: messenger RNA, 3346 nt
Organism: Trichobilharzia szidati
Lineage: Eukaryota; Metazoa; Platyhelminthes; Trematoda; Strigeidida; Schistosomatidae
Source: the annotation of a GenBank genome assembly
GCAAAUAUCUUCACUAGUCUUGUUUUCUAAAGUAUCACUAGUGUUUGGAAGUUAUAAGUAUUCUUAACAGUACUCUUUGUUCUUGCAGAGGAUGAAGCACCGUUGACUUUCCAAUAGAAACCUUAUCUGAUGAUGCGAAUGUCUGCACCAAUAAACUUCUACUUAACUAUUUCUGAUAAAAGAAUUAAAAGACAACUUCAAUGUCUACGUUCAGAAAAAGCAAAAUAGACGAACGCGGUUAUUUCAAGCGUUUUGAUUUGUUGCAAUGGCUGGUGCCGUUCGCAAAAAACUUGUUAUUGUAGGAGACGGAGCUUGUGGGAAAACUUGCUUACUCAUAGUUUUUAGCAAGGACCAGUUCCCUGAAGUGUACGUCCCUACUGUUUUCGAGAACUAUGUGGCAGAUAUCGAAGUGGACAACAAGCAAGUUGAAUUAGCUCUUUGGGACACUGCUGGGCAGGAGGACUAUGAUAGAUUACGGCCACUUUCUUAUCCUGACACAGAUGUCAUCCUGAUGUGUUUUAGUAUCGACACUCCCGACAGCUUAGAAAACAUUCCAGAGAAAUGGACACCAGAAGUUCGACAUUUUUGUAGCAAUGUCCCAAUUAUACUGGUUGGUAACAAGAAGGAUUUAAGACACGACGAGGCCACGAAAAAUGAACUGCGCAGGAUGAAGCAGGAGGCUGUCAGAACAGAGGAAGGCCGUGCGAUGGCAGAGCGAAUUGGCGCAUAUGCGUAUCUUGAAUGUUCAGCUAAGACAAAGGAAGGUGUCCGCGAAGUCUUCGAGACAGCUACUAGAGCUGCUCUGCAAUCAAAGAAAACGAAGAAAAGGAGGUGUGAUUUGAUUUGAUUCUCGAACCUUUAAAGAAAUGUGGAUAUGAUUCUCUUCCGGUUUCCAAAACUUCCUACAUUCCCGAAAUUCUGCUUCAGGAUCGUAAAUUGCUACUUUUUAUUAACUGCUUGUUACUUAAACGAUCAUAUUUUGGGUUUAUCAACAAGACAAUCCAUUCCACGGUAAUCUUAACGAUUUGUUUUUAUCUCAUUUCUUGAUACUAUAAUUAAGACACCUUAACCAAUCAAAUUUGUUAUCUUUGUUCUUGAACGUACAUGCAUGUGCUGUUAGAUGUAAUAAAAUGUUUAAAGAACUAAAGGAUUAUCUCCCUAGUCACUAGGAUUUUCAUUACUUCAAGUAUCAGGUUUAUUCUCUGAAUCUAAUUAACUAUGAAGAGAAUACUAGAAAACUUCCGGUUGCCCAAAUUUAUGUUAUGAUCUCAGCAAGUUUGAUUUUGAAAUGCUUUUGCUUACUUACACCUUAAGUAAGAAUUAGCUUGAAUGCUUAUUCGUCGGGAUGCCUGGAUCAAUACGGCUCAUUUAUACGUUUGUGUGGUCUUAUGAAAUAUAACACUGCUAAACCUAUGCUGUUCACUCCUACCAGUAGUGUUUUUACUUGUCAUUGUGCUUGUAUCUUAUUGAUAAACCCCAAUGGAGUUAUAGUUGAGAUUGCUUGGAUAAGUUCUUACAACGAGUUCAACUCAACGUAAUUGGAGCUCGUUUGUUAGGUCGAAAACCUGCGUAUACCAAAGCAAAGGCUCACCAGUCGAUCUUUGUGUAGUAAAUAUAAAGAAAUCGUCGUUUAUGAGAGACUUGUAAUGUCUGUCUUUUAUUAUGUGUCUGAAAGGACCAUCUUGUUUGUAUUGUUGGUAGGUGUUAGUAUACUUUGCACCAAGUCAUAUUGUUCGAGGCAUUAUAUUACUUGACCUUACCAAAGGGUAUAAGACAUGAUGGGACUCUACGACGCCACCUGAUUGCUUGAAAGUCAGUUACCUAACCGAACGAGCCACACUGCUGACUCAAAAUGUGGAUCACUAUAUAAUGAGAUUUCUAAGUCAUCUGAGUUGUAAAUUGAGUAAUAGCUACUAGUUUCAGUCUUUAAGUUUCCAUUUGCAAUUCAAAUUUCUUUGGAAAGAAAUAUGAUUUGGUACUUAGCUGACAGGUGGUUUGAAUGUUGUCUUCACCUGAAUGUAAUUUAUGCUGUUUGUUGUGCUAUGGUUUGUAUUUAUUAGCGUGCUGUAAAAACAUCUGAUGGUCUAGGGCUUACAAGAAAGACCAACCUUCAGUAUGAUGAUACUGUCUUGGUAUGAUAACUUGCAGGCAGAGUAAGCUGCACAUAAUUAGUUAUUGAUGAGUGUCUGUAUGGAGGGAAACCAGUAUCUCUGGAAAAUUUGCAAGGCUCGUGCUAUUCGUCUUCCUUUCCAAAUGGGUCUGGAAACUAUGGAUUCUUAGCAUUAUGUGAGGGAGCUUACCAGUAGACUAUGUCUUUGUGAGCUGUCAAUAUGUUUUUCCCUUACGCCCUCAACCUUUUCCUACUUCCGUCGACAUCCUUUUCCAUAAAGACAAUGUUUCCAACCUCUUCAAUCAAUGAAUCGUCGUCGACUCAUUUCUUAGCUAGCCUUUCCCGCCUUUUCUCGUUUAUCUUAUUGUUUCACUUAAUGUUGAGAUUAAUACAAAGUGAUGUAUACUUCCUGAAAUACAAUCUAUGAAGAUAUCUGUUUGUUCAUUCAAAUUUUUCGUAGACUCUUUCGUUAGGCUUUUCUGGUAUAAUUUCUGGUGCAUGUUCUGUGUCUGAAUAUGAUGUCAUUUAAAUUUGCCAUACACUAAGCGCUUAAAUUACAGCUGUUAGGACAUGGUGUCAAGCUUUGUUCUAUUUAAUUGCAUUCGGAGAACUGCGUAGUCCCGCAAGUCUUCUCAACAGAUGUGACUUGACUUGACACAAGGAAAGAUCCUCUAUCAGGUAACCUGUUUGUGUGAAUUGGUCAAAUUCCUAUUUUGUUCCCCUACUUUAUCUUUUUAAUUUGUGGUUGCUGCUUUUAUGCCUGUAUCUCUACAGUUCUCGACUAUUUAUCCAUAUGUUCAUAUGAUUUGUGGCAACCCGACUUAUUAUUCAGUUAGUGUCGGUGUUUUAACUCUAUAAUUGAUUACAAGUACACCUUAAUGCUGUACACAAAUCAGAAGACUAAAAAUAUGAGAGCAAAAGCUGUAGGUAAAUAAAAUAUUGGAUAAUAUAGAAGCCUCUAUACCACUGUCACCGAUUUCGAACCUUUUUCCCUGUUCUGGUUUACCAAGGAAGCCGAAAUUCACUUAUGUAGUAGGACAACGUAGUUUAUUUAUUUAUUUUCAUGUUUGCAUCCGAUUUCUGAAAAAACUAUCACAUCUAAGUUGUUUAAUACCAAGUGGUCAUCGGGCAUUUAUACGAAUAAAGUCUACUUGGUAAAUGCUUCAAAAGUAUGCAAACCAGAAAUCACACAUUUGUUCCCGGACUUCGACAAAUGACAGAUUACGAGGACUCAGG